AUGAAAAGGGCGAGCCAAAGCACAAUUGGGGCUUUUUUCAAAAAGCCUGCGGUGGUUUCCGAAGUUAAGUUGUCCACAGUCGCCAAGCCGGGCGCUGUGUUCUCGAAAGAAGAGUGGGUAAAGUCACUGACCGAAGAACAGCGCGAGCUGCUCAAGCUAGAAAUCGACACUUUAGACGACUCUUGGCUGCCUGCAUUGCACAAGGAGCUCACGAAGCCGUACUUUUUGAAUCUCAAGCGGUUCUUGGCCAAGGAGUUUGCCUCAAAAACAGUCUUUCCCCCGCAGAACGACAUCUACUCCUGGUCCCGGCUCACGAAGCUGAAGGAUGUGCGUGUAGUGAUUCUGGGACAAGAUCCUUAUCACAACUUCAACCAGGCCCACGGAUUGGCGUUUUCUGUCAAGCCGCCGACGCCUCCCCCGCCUUCAUUGAUGAAUAUGUUCAAGGAGCUGGCCAACUGCUACCCCGAUUUCGAACGCCCAGCCAAUAAUUCUGGCCUUUUGACUCCCUGGAGCGAGCAGGGAGUGUUGAUGUUGAAUGCCUGCCUCACUGUGGAAGCCCAUAAGGCAAACUCGCAUGCAAACCGGGGCUGGGAAGAGUUCACUGAGCAGGUCCUGCGGGCAGUUGUGAAAAACAGUCCCAAAGGCGUCGUAUUUAUGGCAUGGGGGUCCCCCGCAGGCAAAAGAGUCGACAAGAUUCGUCCAGGACCCGAGCAUCAUGUAUUGAGGUGCGUACAUCCAAGUCCGUUGUCUGCGUCUCGCGGAUGGUUCGGAUCAGCACACUUUAAAAAGGCCAAUGUAUGGCUGAAAGAACGGUACGGAGCCGAGAUCAAGUGGAGUUUUGCCAAAGACGCAGCAGCCAAGGACGCAGCAGCCAGCGCCGCAACGGCCAGCGCCGCAACAGCCAAGGACCUCGCGAAAUAG
This is a messenger RNA of Wickerhamiella sorbophila, 921 nucleotides long. RefSeq names its product Uracil-DNA glycosylase. Lineage: Eukaryota; Fungi; Ascomycota; Dipodascomycetes; Dipodascales; Trichomonascaceae. The record is from RefSeq and is a predicted model, not a curated record. Gene Ontology annotation, molecular function: uracil DNA N-glycosylase activity. Gene Ontology annotation, biological process: base-excision repair; base-excision repair, AP site formation via deaminated base removal. Bases 1 to 921 code for a protein of 306 amino acids. Gene Ontology annotation, cellular component: nucleus; mitochondrion. The transcript is spliced from 2 exons.